Andrographis paniculata is the source of this 3852-nucleotide messenger RNA. RefSeq names its product calcium-transporting ATPase 1, endoplasmic reticulum-type-like. Lineage: Eukaryota; Viridiplantae; Streptophyta; Magnoliopsida; Lamiales; Acanthaceae. Gene Ontology annotation, cellular component: membrane. The coding region runs from base 341 to 3541 and encodes 1066 amino acids. Gene Ontology annotation, biological process: intracellular calcium ion homeostasis; calcium ion transmembrane transport. The record is from RefSeq and is a predicted model, not a curated record. Gene Ontology annotation, molecular function: P-type calcium transporter activity; ATP binding; ATP hydrolysis activity. The transcript has 9 exons.
CAGCCCGUUCUGACACCGAUAGGCGAAUAGUCGUAGCAAGGAGCGAUGCACGGGGACCUAGCUCUCGCCCCACUGCCUCACAAGUGGACAAUCGCCUGCGACAAGGAGGCGGGACGCCCGUAGUUUCCAGAGAUAGUCGUUUCAGUCUUUUUGCACUAUUUGUAUUGUGGGCCGCAGUUUAGCCUCCUGUGAGUUUGCUAUCUGGUUUCUAUUGGCUUGCUUGAAGAUUGAUGCACUAAUCAACUGAUCGGUGAGCGGUUGACUGCAAAUCGAGGCUGCUGGAUUUAGGGGCGUGUGUUGAUUAUCUUUCUUCUUUUUUUUUAAGAAAAUUAUUUUCAUAAUGGGGAAAGGAGGGGAAGAUUAUGGUAAGAGUGAAAUUUUGGCUAAUAAGGAAGAGAAUGGGUUUUAUUACCCAGCGUGGUCGAAAGAUGUAGCGCAUUGUGAGGAAAAGUAUCAAGUGAGUAGGGAGAAUGGAUUGUCAGCGGAUGAGGUGGAGAAACGGCGGCAGGUCUAUGGUUUCAAUGAAUUGGAGCAACAUGAAGGGGUUUCGAUCUUUAGGUUGAUUCUUGACCAGUUUAACGACACAUUGGUCAGGAUUUUACUGGUGGCAGCAGUGGUUUCCUUUGUGUUAGCAUUGUACGACGGAGAAGAAGGCGGGGAAAAGGAGAUCACGGCAUUUGUCGAGCCUUUGGUGAUAUUUUUGAUAUUGAUAGUGAAUGCAGUAGUCGGGGUUUGGCAGGAGAACAAUGCGGAGAAAGCACUGGAUGCAUUGAAGGAGAUCCAGUCUGAGCAUGCAACUGUUAUUCGUGAGGGAAGGAAGAUUUCUAAUUUGCCUGCCAAGGAGCUGGUUCCGGGAGAUAUUGUGGAGUUGAGAGUUGGGGAUAAGAUUCCCGCGGAUAUGAGAGUUUUAAACUUGAUCAGCUCAACACUACGAGUUGAGCAGGGGUCGUUGACAGGGGAGAGUGAGGCAGUUAGUAAGACUACUAAGCCUGUGGCAGAGGAUGUCGACAUUCAGGGCAAGAAGUGUAUGGUUUUUGCGGGAACAACUGUGGUGAACGGAAACUGUAUUUGUCUGGUGACUGAGAUUGGAAUGAAAACAGAGAUAGGGAAGGUGCAUUCACAAAUUCAUGAGGCGUCCCAGGGCGAUGAUGAUACACCUUUGAAAAAGAAGCUGAAUGAGUUUGGAGAGGCUUUAACUGCAAUCAUUGGAGCAAUCUGUACAUUGGUAUGGCUGAUUAAUGUGAAAUACUUCCUUUCGUGGGAGUUUGUUGACGGGUGGCCUACAAAUUUCAAGUUCUCAUUCGAAAAGUGUACUUAUUACUUUGAGAUUGCUGUAGCAUUGGCUGUUGCUGCUAUUCCAGAAGGUUUGCCUGCUGUGAUUACAACUUGCUUGGCACUUGGCACCCGGAAAAUGGCUGCCAAGAAUGCGCUUGUUCGCAAGUUGCCUAGUGUUGAAACCCUUGGAUGCACAACUGUGAUUUGCUCUGAUAAGACUGGUACACUAACAACCAAUCAGAUGGCAGUGUCCAAGCUCGUUGCUAUGGGUUCAAAGGGAAAUGUUAUCCGAUCUUUUAAUGUGCAAGGGACUAGCUAUGAUCCAGCUGAUGGAGAGAUAGAGAACUGGUCAACAAGAAAAUUAGAUUCUAAUCUUCAAAUGAUUGCUAAGAUUGCUGCUUUGUGUAAUGAUGCUGAUGUGGAAAAAUCCGGACAUGAUGUAUCUGCUCAUUAUGUGGCCAAUGGAAUGCCAACUGAGGCUGCUCUUAAGGUUCUUGUUGAGAAAAUGGGCCUUCCAGAUGACAUAAACCCUACCUCUGGUUCAGGAUUUGAUGGUGUUUUAAGAUGCUCCUAUGCGUGGAGCCAAAUCGAGAAGCGGAUUGCCACCCUUGAAUUUGAUCGCGAUAGGAAAUCAAUGGGAGUCAUUGUGAAUUCUAGAAACAACAAGAAAUCACUACUUGUGAAGGGUGCAGUAGAAACAUUGCUGGAGAGGAGUUCAUUUGUGCAAUUGCAGGAUGGCUCCAUUGUAGAACUUGAUCAAACUUACCGAGAAGGGAUAUUGGAUAGCCUUAAUGAUAUGUCUUCAAGAGCACUGAGAGUGUUGGGUUUUGCAUAUAGGGAUGACCUCCCGGAAUUUUCCACGUACAACGGUGAUGAAGACCAUCCAGCUCAUAAGCUCUUACUGGACACUGCAAAUUAUUCCUCCAUUGAGAGCAAAUUAAUUUUUGCUGGUUUGGUUGGUUUGAGGGAUCCUCCUCGUAAAGAGGUCCCUCAAGCAUUGGAGGAUUGCAAAACAGCUGGCAUUCGGGUUAUUGUUAUUACUGGAGAUAAUAAAAAUACAGCUGAAGCAAUUUGUCGUGAAAUAGGUAUUUUUGAAAAACAUGAAAAGAUUAGCUCGAGGAGCUUAACGGGGAGGGAUUUUAUGGAUCUCUCUAAACAGGAUAAAGAAGCUCAUUUAAAUCAAAAUGGUGGGCUUCUGUUUUCAAGAUCUGAACCCCGGCAUAAACAAGAAAUAGUCAGAUUGCUCAAAGAUUCUGGUGAAGUGGUGGCAAUGACCGGUGAUGGAGUGAAUGAUGCUCCUGCCCUAAAAUUGGCUGAUAUUGGUAUAGCAAUGGGCAUUGCUGGGACUGAGGUUGCCAAGGAAGCUUCUGAUAUGGUAUUAGCAGAUGAUAAUUUCAGCACUAUUGUUGCUGCCGUAGGGGAAGGUAGAUCAAUUUACAAUAAUAUGAAGGCCUUCAUCAGAUACAUGAUCUCCUCGAACAUGGGCGAGGUGGCAUCUAUAUUCUUAACAGCUGCUUUAGGCAUUCCAGAGGGUCUAAUCCCGGUACAGCUCCUGUGGGUAAACUUGGUCACCGACGGGCCACCGGCUACUGCUUUGGGAUUUAAUCCUCCCGACAAGGACAUAAUGAAGAAACCCCCCAGAAAAAGCGACGAUUCAUUGAUAAAUCCAUGGAUUCUGUUUCGCUAUUUGGUAAUCGGAUCUUACGUAGGCAUAGCAACAGUGGGAAUAUUCGUCAUCUGGUACACACAGUCAUCUUUCCUCGGCAUCGACCUGAGCGGAGACGGCCACAGCCUCGUAACAUACUCCCAACUCGCCAACUGGGGGCAGUGCCCGACCUGGCAGAAUUUCUCAGCUUCGCCGUUCACGGCGGGGGCGGAGGUGAUAAAAUUCAGCGAUCCCUGCGACUACUUCAAGGAGGGGAAAAUCAAGGCGACGACGCUCUCCCUGUCGGUGCUUGUCGCAAUCGAGAUGUUCAAUUCGCUCAAUGCCCUGUCCGAAGACGGGAGCCUCUUGUCGAUGCCCCCGUGGGUCAACCCGUGGCUGCUUCUGGCUAUGUCGGUGUCGUUUGCCUUGCACUUCCUUAUCCUCUACGUGCCUUUCCUCGCGCAGAUCUUCGGCAUUGUGCCGCUCAGCCUGAACGAGUGGUGGCUGGUGGUGGCUGUCGCUUUUCCGGUGAUUCUAAUCGAUGAAGUUCUCAAGUUUGUCGGGCGAUGCACGACUGCGUCAGGUAUGAGGUCGUCGUUAUCUAAGGCGAAGCGCGAGUGACGAUGGCGGGAUGGGAUUCAAAUGGUGAGUAUCUACCCUACCCUACCCAACCCCACCUUACCCUGCCUGGUUUAGUUAGGGUUCCUCGUCCUGUGUCUGUUAUAUUACGUUUUUAACUGUUCUAGUCAUUCUGUCGUGGAACUUACUUAUUAGAGAAUUCUAUUCUUAACAUCGAUAAUUUGUUGGUAAUGGUGAUACUUUUGGGAGACGAAGACAACUUACUUACAUAUUAAAAGCCCUCUUAUCAUGUACUGCUUAGUAUUGCUACCUUUAAUUAAUUUUUGUAUAUAGCACAACAAAGUUUUACUGCA